Molecule: messenger RNA, 3330 nt
Organism: Raphanus sativus (radish)
Lineage: Eukaryota; Viridiplantae; Streptophyta; Magnoliopsida; Brassicales; Brassicaceae
Exons: 9
Coding region: 1-3330 (1109 amino acids)
Source: RefSeq, a predicted model, not a curated record
AUGGCAGAAUCGUCGAUCGGAGAUGAUGUUGAGGUGACACCGAGCUCAGAUGUGCCGAGAGAAGCGGUGUUGAGAAUGAUGGAAGAUGAUAUUGAGUAUAUGAGGAUCGGGUGCGAUAAGCUCGCCAGAACUGAUAAAGCUACUUCAGAUCGGCUAGGAGCGUUGGAAAAAAAGAUCGCGACGAUGGGAUCAGAGUCAAAUUCAAGAUUGGGAGUAAUCGAGAGCCAGAUACUUUUGAUAACAGAAAUGUUAUCUCGGUUCGAAGCAAAUGCAGUGAUCAAUCAACGACCGGGGAAAGGUAUUAUGUCGUCAUCAUUCCAUACACAAAAUCAGAAAGUGGAUAUGCCUGUGCUUGCUGGUCUGUUGCCUUUUGAUUGGAUUUCCAGGGUUGAGAGAUUCUUCAGAAUUGGGAACUAUAACAACGAAGACAAGCUACAUUUGGUGUCGUUGAGCUUAGAAGGUCCAGUUCUUCAAUGGUUCAAUGGAGAGAUGAUGACAGAACCGUUUCAGAGUUGGAAUCAGUUUACAAAAAGGAUGCUCGAGAGGUUUGCUGGACCAAUUGAUAAUGAUCCGGCAGCGAGACUGUUCUGCUUACAACAGGAAGGCGACACUGUGGAUUAUGUGAAUGAGUUUGAAAUGUUGAGAAACCAAGUAACAUGGGUUGAUGAGAAGAAUCUGAUAAAAGUAUUCUAUAAUGGAUUGAAGCCUGAGAUGAAGGAGGUUAUUAGGAUGAAGGAACCAGUGAGCCUAACAAGUCACAAAUUAGCGGUGUUGAAAAUGCAGAGCACUACUUUUUGUAAGGUGAUUGGAUCUGCGGCUGUGGGUGAAACACAGAAAGGAUACAAGCGUCAGUCUUACUCUACUCGAAUUGCAAUCGUUCCACCAAAAAAAAUUGGUGAUCAGUCAAGUUUGGAAGCCGGAGCUAACAAAGAAAAUGCAGUUCAACAAAGACCAGCAUUGAGACCAAGACAACAAUAUUCAGAUGCGGAGCUUGACAGAAUGAGGAAAGAUAAACUUCAAGUUAUGGAUUCUCAAGAGGAAGACAUAUUUCAAGAACAACCGAACCAGCAAGUGCUACACACAUUAUCACUGAAUUCAUAUUUGGGAAUUGACUCUUCGAAGACUACGAAGAUGAGAGGUUACAUAAAUAACAAAGAGGUGAUAGUUAUGCUUGCUAUUGGAGCAUCUCACAACUUCAUAUCACCCGAAGUUGUGACCAAGCUACGACUGAAAGUUUCUGCUGACAGUAGCUUGGACGUGUUGUUGGGCAUAGGUGAAGUGGACUGGAAGGAGCAGGUAUUUUCGUUUGUCUAUGAAGGGAACAGAGUGACUUUGUUAGGAGAAAAGGCCCUAAACUGCAUGAAAUUCUAUUUCAAGUCAUUGAAACCAGUCUAUACAAGUGGUAAGAUAGGAAGAGAAGUUCUUCUUGCUUCUUCUAUAGCAACAUCUUUAUUUCCAGAAGUUCGUAUACAAUACUCCCAGAUACUCCAAGAAUUUGCUGAUGUGUUUUCAAUCCCUACUACAUUACCUUCAUUCCGGGGACAAAGACAUACAAUCAACCUAAAACCAGGAGUAUCUUCAGUGUCUGUUCGACCGUGUAGAUAUCCGCAUGCUAGCAAAGUUGCUAUGGAACAGAUGGUGAACGAUAUGUUAGCUACGGGUAUUAUACGGCCAAGCACAAGUCCAUUCUCAAGUCAUGUUCUUCUAGUAAAGAAGAAAGAUGUGUCUUUACGCUUUUGUGUUGAUUACAGGUCACUGAACAGAGCUACUAUACUGGACAAAUACCCUAUUCCACUAUCAUCAAAUAAGAAGGUGGAAGCUGACAUUCACAAGACGGCUUUUCGCAUAGUGGAAGGGCACUACGAGUUCCUAGUCAUGCCUUUUGGCUUAACAAAUGCGCCAGAUCCAGGCCCUUAUGAACAAGUUCAAACUGUGGAGUAUCUUAGUCACAUAAUAUCAGCAAACGGCGUAGCUACUGAUUCAGCAAAGACAGAAGAAAUGACUACUUGGCCAAUUCCGAAAACAUUGAAGCAGUUACGUGGUUUUCUUGGUUUAACGGGAUAUUAUCGAAGAUUCGUCAAGGAUUAUGGCAGUAUUGCUCGGCCACUGACUACUCUUCUGAAGAAAGAUCAAUUCUUCUGGUCACAGGAAGAACAAGCGGCUUUCGACCAGUUAAAGCACGCUAUGGCUCAUGCUCUGGUGCUGGCGUUACCAAAUUUUCAGGAAACCUUUGUGAUUGAGUCAGAUGCAUCAAGAUUUGGUCUUGGCGCUGUAUUAAUGCAAACCAAGCAACCUAUUGCCUUCUUUAGUCACGCGCUAACAACCAGGGAACAAAUGAAACCAGCGUAUAAACGGGAACUAAUGGCGAUAGUAAUGGCUAUCAGAAAAUGGAAGCACUAUCUGUUGGGUCGAAAGUUCCAUGUUCACAGUGAUCAACAGCAGCGUAGAUUAUCUCGUUCGUUGUCUACUUCUUCCAUGAUAUUGGCUCUUACUGUGCCGACUGUGCUCCAAUGGGAAGAUUUAUAUAAUGAAAUCCGAGCUGAUACAACAUUACAAGCUACAAUUUCGAAGUUAUUAAGUGGUGCUCUGGUUUCGAAGAAGUAUCAAGUGAUUGAAGGAAGGUUGUGGUCUAAGAAACAACUGGUCAUUCCGAAGACAUCUAAGUUCGUUCUAGUGAUCUUACAAGAGGCGCAUAACAGUAAGCUGGGUCGUCAUUCUGGUGUUUUGAAAACAGUUAAGAGAGUGCAGUGUUCGUUUUCUUGGAAAGGAAUGUAUAAGCAGAUUCACGAGUAUGUGGCUUCGUAUAAGUCAAGGCGUGAUCUGGAACUAGCUGUGGGUGAUAUGGUUUACUUGAAGCUCCAACCGUAUCGUCAGAAGACAGUUUCUCGCCGUUUCUGUCAGAAGUUAGUUGCAAAAUUCUAUGGUCCGUACAAGAUCAUUGAACGCAUUGGGAAAACAGCUUACAAGCUACAUUUACCCCCUGAGGCUCGUAUUCAUUCAGUGUUUCAUGUAUCUCAAUUAAAGUUGGCUUUGGGACAGCAGGAUCAGUGCAGUGAGUUACCUCCGAGCUGCAGUGUAGAUGACGAUGAAGUUAUCACGCCAGCGGAUGUAUUGGACAAGCGUUACAGCUCGAAGGGUGAACUUGAACUAUUGCUUGAGGGCAAGCUGAAUUUUGUUGGGGGAAGUAUUGAUAGGUACAAGAAGUCAUAUUACCGAAAAAGGAAGGGAAAAGAAGUGUGUGAAGUUGAGGGUUGGUAUAUUGAAGUGAAGAAGUUAGUAAAUAACAGAGAAGUGGAGAACCUUUUAGUUGAGAAAGAGUCUUUGCAGUAG